Molecule: messenger RNA, 316 nt
Organism: Parathielavia appendiculata
Lineage: Eukaryota; Fungi; Ascomycota; Sordariomycetes; Sordariales; Chaetomiaceae
Exons: 4
Coding region: 61-303 (80 amino acids)
Biological process (GO): mitochondrial respiratory chain complex assembly
Cellular component (GO): mitochondrion
Source: RefSeq, a predicted model, not a curated record
CUCAGUGCCAGCGGCUGCAACGGCGCCGUUCCUAUGCACAAACCCAGGUGAACUGUAACCAUGGCGCCCACGGAGAACAGCGAGGCCGGUCCCUGGGACAAGGAAACGAAGCAGAAGUUUGAGGACAAGGACCGAAGCGAGUUCCUUGACCCUUGCCAGGAGGCAGCCGCGCGGAGCAUCCGGUGUUUGCAUCGAAACGCUGGGGACAGACAGAUGUGCUCAGAUUACUUCCAGGCAUACAGGGACUGCAAGAAGGCCUGGAUCGAGAGGAGAAAGCUAGAGAAGAAGGGGAUCCUGUUUUGAUACCCAGGUUUCU